Eubalaena glacialis (North Atlantic right whale) is the source of this 1561-nucleotide messenger RNA. It is a transcript of the gene NPL, whose product is annotated as N-acetylneuraminate pyruvate lyase. The transcript has 13 exons. The record is from RefSeq and is a predicted model, not a curated record. Gene Ontology annotation, biological process: N-acetylneuraminate catabolic process; carbohydrate metabolic process. Gene Ontology annotation, molecular function: 4-hydroxy-tetrahydrodipicolinate synthase activity; N-acetylneuraminate lyase activity. The coding region runs from base 97 to 1119 and encodes 340 amino acids. NCBI's taxonomy places the organism in Eukaryota, Metazoa, Chordata, Mammalia, Artiodactyla, Balaenidae.
GAGGUGGACCCGCGGCGUGUGGGGCAUCAGAGAAUGUUCUCUAGUUUUUAAAGUGAGUUCUGAAAGUUGGUUAUACUGAAGGAGCUGAAGUGGGAGAUGUUGCCAUUCCGGGUGGGAGAGCCGGACAAGCCAGCACAAGACUUUUUCAGCAGCUCGAUGGCCUCCCCGAAGAAGAAACUUCAAGGUCUUGUUGCUGCAACCAUCACGCCAAUGACUGAGCAUGGAGAAAUCAACUUCUCAGUGAUUGGUCGGUAUGUGGAUUAUCUUGUAGAAGAACAGGGAGUGAAGAAUAUCUUUGUGAAUGGCACGACAGGAGAAGGCCUGUCCCUGAGCAUCUCAGAGCGCUGCCGGGUCGCGGAGGAGUGGGUGACAGAAGGGAGGAACAAGUUGGAUCAGAUAGUAAUUCAUGUGGGAGCACUGAGCUUGAAGGAGUCACAAGAACUGGCCCAACAUGCAGCAAACGUAGGAGCCGAUGGCAUCGCUGUCAUUGCACCUUUCUUUCUCAAGCCAUGGAACAAAGAUGUCCUGAUUAACUUCCUAAAGGAGGUGGCCGCGGCUGCCCCUGCACUGCCGUUUUACUACUAUCACAUUCCUGCCUUGACAGGGGUAAAGAUUCGUGCUGAGGAGUUGUUGGAUGGAAUUCAGGAUAAGAUCCCCACCUUCCAAGGGCUGAAAUUCAGUGACACAGAUCUCUUAGACUUCGGGCAGUGUGUUGAUCAGAAUCGCCAGCAACAGUUUGCUUUCCUUUUUGGGGUGGAUGAGCAACUGUUGAGUGCUCUGGUGAUGGGAGCGACUGGAGCAGUGGGCAGUACCUAUAACUACCUGGGAAAAAAGACAAACCAGAUGUUGGAGGCUUUUGAACGGAAGGACUUCUCCUCGGCCCUGAACCAUCAGUUUUGUAUUCAGAGAUUUAUCAACUUUGUGGUCAAACUAGGUUUUGGAGUGUCGCAGACCAAAGCCAUCAUGACUCUUGUCUCUGGGAUUCCAAUGGGCCCACCCCGGCUUCCACUACAGAAAGCCUCCAGGGAGUUUACUGAUAAUGCAGAAGCUAAACUGAAAAGCCUAGAUUUCCUUUCUUUCACUGAUUUAAAGGAUGGAAACUUGGAAGCUUGUAGCUAGUGCCUCUCUAUCAAAAUCAGGGUGUGUACGUUGAGAUAUAAUCCACUUUGAAUACUGCAUUCAUUUCUCAAAAACUUUUUGGAUGAAUUUGAACUAAACUUUCCUAGCAAAUGAAAUCUUGCAUCAAUCAACAAGUAUUUAAAUACCUACUAUGAUCUUUUUAAAGUUUUAAUUUGUGAAGGGGCAAAAACUCUAAAAGGAGUUAUGAGCCCUAAGUCAUUCAAUAUUUCACAGAAUUUUGGUGGAGAAGUUUUUGCAUAAAUGGAUAAGAUGGAAUCAAGAGGAAAAUUGUAAUUGAUUAAUUCCAUCUGCCUUUGGGAGCUCCCAUUAUCUUGAUUUCUGGUUGUUAAUCCUAUUUUAAAGUUUUCUAAUUUUAGACCACCAUAAUGUACUUUCAGUUUAAUAAAUAUUCAUUUGGAAUCUAGGACAACUCUGAGCUAUU